This is a messenger RNA of Xenopus tropicalis (tropical clawed frog), 942 nucleotides long. It is a transcript of the gene or13ar1b, whose product is annotated as olfactory receptor family 13 subfamily AR member 1B. The transcript has a single exon. The record is from RefSeq and is a predicted model, not a curated record. Gene Ontology annotation, molecular function: G protein-coupled receptor activity; olfactory receptor activity. Lineage: Eukaryota; Metazoa; Chordata; Amphibia; Anura; Pipidae. The coding region runs from base 1 to 942 and encodes 313 amino acids. Gene Ontology annotation, biological process: signal transduction; G protein-coupled receptor signaling pathway; detection of chemical stimulus involved in sensory perception of smell. Gene Ontology annotation, cellular component: plasma membrane; membrane.
AUGGAACAUGUCAGGAAUAUCUCGGUACCAAGAGAGUUCCAUCUCCUAGUCUUUUCCAACUCUGAAGAACAUUGUUAUAUUAUUUCUAUUGGGCUGUUACUGAUGUACCUACUGGCUGUGCUAGGGAACUUGCUGAUUAUUGUGCUUGUGUGCCUGGUACCCCAACUGCACACCCCCAUGUACUUCUUCCUGUGCAACCUGGCAGCCCAGGACAUUGUCUCUGCCUCUGCUCUACUGCCCAAGCUGAUGGCCAUUAUCUUUACAGGGGUAAAGAGCAUUUCUUUUUAUAGUUGCAUGGCACAGCUAUUUCUUUAUGUAUCUAGCAGUGAUUUUCCCCUAUUAGCCAUUAUGGCCUAUGACCGAUAUGUGGCUAUUUGUAUCCCUCUGCGUUAUCACCUCAUUAUGAACCCAAGGUUCUGCAUCCUGUUAAUGGCAAUGUCUUGGAUUUUCUGUGUCACCAAUGGAUUGUGCUAUACUUCACUUGCAUCUCGUUUGUCUUACUGCAGGCUUAAUAUAAACCAUAUAUUUUGUGAAAUUGUAUCCUUGGUAAAGCUUUCCUGCAGUGAUACAAGCCUCAUAAAUACAUUAAUAAUAGUCGAUGUACCAUUAAUAGGAAUGUUUCCAUUUGGGUUGAUCCUAACAUCCUAUGCCUACAUCAUAUAUACCAUCCUGAAGAUGAGAACCUCAGCUGCAAAGCUCAAGACGUUCUCCAGCUGUUCCUCACAUCUCACAGUUGUAUUGCUGUAUAGCGGUACAUGCAUCAGCUUGUACAUGAAACCAGUCUCAGAAAACUCUCAAGAAGUAGACAAGCUGCUUUCCCUGAUUUACUUGGGUUUUAUCCCAAUGCUAAACCCACUGGUGUACAGUCUCAGAAACAGGCAGGUCCUGUCUGCUGCAAAAAUAGUAUUUACCAAAUAUUUUUUGAAUUCUGUGGAAAAUUAA